Molecule: messenger RNA, 1170 nt
Organism: Panicum hallii
Lineage: Eukaryota; Viridiplantae; Streptophyta; Magnoliopsida; Poales; Poaceae
Product: PHD finger protein ALFIN-LIKE 3-like
Exons: 5
Coding region: 163-915 (250 amino acids)
Biological process (GO): regulation of DNA-templated transcription
Cellular component (GO): nucleus
Molecular function (GO): transcription coregulator activity; transcription cis-regulatory region binding; histone binding
Source: RefSeq, a predicted model, not a curated record
UAAUAAUAAAGAUAGGCGAGGAAGCAAAGCCAGCCGGACGAAUCCCAACUCCUGUGUGCGUUCGACUCGUCGGCCGCAGCAGCUGCCCGUCCCCGCCCCUCCGGCCGAGCACGCCGCCGCCACCGCCGGCGAGGGCGCGCACCGUCGGCCCGUCGCUUUCGCAUGGAUAUGGCCCCCGCGUCCGUCUCGUCCAACCCGCGCUCGGUCGAGGAAAUCUACAAGGACUUCUCCGGCCGCCGCGCCGGCCUCGUCCGCGCCCUCACCUCCGAUGUCGACGAUUUCUACAGCUCCUGCGACCCAGACAAGGAGAAUUUGUGCCUGUACGGCCUCCCCAACGGGACCUGGGCGGUGGCGCCGCCAGCGGAGGAGGUGCCGCCGGAGAUGCCGGAGCCGGCGCUGGGCAUCAACUUCGCGCGGGACGGCAUGCAACGCCGGGACUGGCUCUCGCUCGUCGCAGUCCACUCCGACUCGUGGCUCAUUUCCGUCGCCUUCUUCUUCGGCGCACGCCUCAACGCCAACGAUCGGAAGCGCUUAUUCAGCAUGGUCAGUGAUCUUCCAUCCGUCUUUGAAGCAUUCUCAGACAGGAAACACGGCAGAGAUAGGUCUGGCGUUGAUAGCAGCGGCAAGUCCAGACACUCGUCAAAGAGAGGAAGCGACGGCCACGUGAAGAACUCUAGAGCAACAGCUCCGGCUGCCAAACAGUACGAUGAUGACGACGACGAAGACGACGAGGAGCACACCGAGACCUUCUGCGGGACCUGCGGCGGCCUGUACAACUCGAACGAGUUCUGGAUCGGCUGCGACAUCUGCGAGAGGUGGUUCCACGGCAAGUGCGUGCGGAUCACACCCGCCCGAGCGGACCACAUAAAGCACUACAAGUGCCCGGACUGCAGCUCGAAGAAAAUGAGGCAGUAGUAGCCGCCGGCCGGCGCUGACCUGUCUGAUCUGAUCGAAACCAUACUCCUGUUGUCUGUCCGCAGCUAGCAGAUGUGAAUUCGUUCUAGAAACGUUGUUGUGGUGUUGUGUGGUGGUAGGAAGAGGCAGAGGACUGAAUAGAUACACGCUCGUUGCUCGUUCUAUAAAUGGCCCGUUAACUGUUCAUCGUGCUGCCUGUCGUCCCUCAACUAUUGUCCGAGGGUAAGUUCGUCCCUCAACUUUCAAUUUGAUCAA